AUGCCUUCCUUUGACGGCGAUGCCCACAAGAUUGAUAUAUUGUGGGCAAUGUCCUUUCGCUUCAAGAAGUCCGCGCCAGGCUGGCAGGGAAUGAUGCAUUUGUUGCACAAAGAUUGCGAUCAUCCAGGACAAUCUAACGUCGUCUUUCUACCAAUGAUUGACAUGUAUCCUGGAGAUAAGUCGUGCAUCUUCUCCACCCUCGAAUACUUGUGCAAUCUUGCUAAUGGACACAAAACUACAGCGGUUGUUACAUUCGAUCAGCCACUUAAUUGGAAAGCUUCAGAAAUUAAACAUGAGGUACCAGGAGAUAGCCAAACUCGAUGUGUUGUGUUGCUACGUGGAAGCUGUCACACGUUAAUGAAUCUUCUGGGUGCCAUAGGAACGUUGAUGGAUGGGAGUGGAAUCAAGGAGAUUCUAGGAAACAUUUACGGCGAAAAUGCAGUGCAGCAUAUCAUGACUGGAAAGGCAGUUCAACGACAAUAA
This is a messenger RNA of Paramuricea clavata, 483 nucleotides long. Lineage: Eukaryota; Metazoa; Cnidaria; Anthozoa; Malacalcyonacea; Plexauridae. The record is from the annotation of a GenBank genome assembly.